AUGCUUCGAUUUCGAAAGCUGUGUUUUCUGGAGCCUGUGAAGUGUAUUGAAUUAUCUGAGAAAAAGACACAAAUCAAGUUAGAUGAUGAGAAGAAAUCAUUUGACAUCCCCAAAAUUGAGAAGAAGGAUAAGGGUUCACCAGAAGAGAAUAAGAGAAAAAGACGGCCUAAUAAGGAAUGGAGAUGCAUAGAUUCAUGUUGUUGGGCAAUUGGAUACAUUUGCACUAUUUGGUGGCUGCUCUUGUUUUUGUACAAUUGCUUGCCGGUAAAUUUGCCUGGACUUAAGGUGCCGGAACCCCCCGGUACGAGGCUCAAGCGCGAAGGAUUGACAGCUCUCCACCCGAUCGUGAUGGUGCCUGGCAUUGUCACCGGAGGACUUGAGCUUUGGGAGGGCAGACCGUGCUCCGAGGGCCUUUUUCGCAGGCGGCUUUGGGGAGGUAGCUUUACUGAAAUUUUCAGGAGGCCUAUGUGUUGGUUGGAACAUAUAUCUUUGGACAAUGAGACGGGCCUCGAUCCACCAGGCAUUCGGGUUCGUGCAGUUCCAGGGCUAGUUGCAGCUGACUAUUUUGCCCCCGGGUAUUUCGUUUGGGCGAUUCUUAUUGAAAAUUUAGCCCGCAUUGGCUACGAGGGCAAGAAUAUGUACAUGGCUGCAUAUGAUUGGAGGCUAUCCUUUCAAAAUACAGAGGUCCGGGACCAAAAUCUUAGCAGAUUAAAGAGCAAAAUCGAGCUUAUGUAUGUGACGAAUGGCAAUAAGAAAGUGGUGGUGGUGCCUCAUUCCAUGGGGGUUAUCUAUUUUCUCCAUUUCCUUAAAUGGGUCGAAGCACCUCCGCCUAUGGGAGGAGGUGGCGGCCCGGGUUGGUGUGCCAAGCACAUAAAAUCAAUCAUGAAUAUUGGUCCGGCAUUUCUUGGCGUUCCAAAAGCUGUCGGUAACAUAUUGUCUGCCGAGACCCAAGAUGUUGCUUUUAUCAGAGCUUUGGCUCCUGGUCUUCUCGAUUCCAAAAUUCUUGGCCUUCGAACUCUACAACAUGUCAUGAGCGUAUCUCGAACAUGGGAUUCCGUUAUUUCUUUGAUACCUAAAGGAGGAGAGACCAUAUGGGGCAACUUGGAAUGGUCACCUGAAGAACAUCAUGUAUGUGAUUCAGCAAAGAAAAAUUAUCAGCAAAAUUUUGACAUCAAUGGCAAUAGCAGUGACAGUGGGAGGCUUUUCCAAGUACAACAAAAGCCAACGAAAUACGGACGGAUUAUCUCAUUCGGGAAAAUAGUAUCAGAUUUGCCUUCUUCGCAACUCCAGACUCUUGAUUCCAAGAAACAGGAACUUAUGUGCAAUAAUAGCUCGUCAAAUUCCGAUUCAUCAUGUAGAGGCGUAUGGACAGAAUACGAUGAGAUGAGCCAAGAAAACAUCCAAAGACUCGCCAAAAAUAAAGCAUAUACCAUGAAAACAUUAUUAGAUCUUCUACGUGUCAUUGCUCCAAAGAUGAUGAAGAGGGCCGAAUCACACUUCUCACAUGGUAUAGCUGAGAACCUUGACAAUCCAAAGUAUAACCAUUACAAAUAUUGGUCGAAUCCACUUGAGACCAAGUUGCCAGAUGCUCCGGACAUGGAGAUUUACUGUUCAUAUGGAGUUGGCAUUCCCACUGAAAGAUCAUACGUCUAUAAACAAUCACCCUCCGGCAGGUGCAAUAGCAUCCCUUUCCAAAUUGAUAGCUCUGCAGACGGAAGUAACAAUGGCUGCUUAAAGGGCGGCACAUACUUUGUGGACGGUGAUGAGAGCGUCCCGGUCUUGAGCGCUGGUUUCAUGUGUGCCAAAGGGUGGAGAGGUAAAACGCUGUUUAAUCCUUCUGGAAUUUCAACAUACAUAAGAGAGUACAAGCACAAAGCACCAGCAAAUUUGCUCGAGGGGAGGGGUUCAGAGAGUGGUGCACAUGUUGAUAUAAUGGGGAAUGUUGCCUUGAUUGAGGACGUGCUGCGAGUAGCUGCCGGAGCCUCGGGUACAGAGUUGGGACGAGAUAGAAUAUAUUCGGAUAUCAUGAAAAUGUCCAAGAAAAUAAAUAUCCGACUGUGA
This is a messenger RNA of Fraxinus pennsylvanica, 2061 nucleotides long. The record is from the annotation of a GenBank genome assembly. Lineage: Eukaryota; Viridiplantae; Streptophyta; Magnoliopsida; Lamiales; Oleaceae.